AUGGUCGACGAAGGAACACGGAAAACUCUCAGCAGCAUUCCAUUACUUAAAACCAAGGCUGGCCCUAGAGAUAAGGAAUUAUGGACGACUAGGCUAAAAGAAGAAUAUCAAGCCCUUAUUAAGUAUGUUCAAAAUAACAAAGAGGCGGACAAUGACUGGUUUCGCCUGGAAUCUGAUAAAACUGGAACAAAAUGGUUCGGGAAAUGCUGGUACAUUCACAACUUACUAAAGUAUGAGUUUGAUCUUGAAUUUGAUAUUCCAAUAACAUACCCUACUACAGCCCCGGAAUUAGCACUACCGGGGCUAGAUGGUAAAACUGCUAAAAUGUACAGAGGGGGUAAGAUUUGUCUUACUGACCAUUUUAAGCCAUUGUGGGCCAGGAAUGUACCACGUUUUGGGAUAGCACAUGCUAUGGCAUUGGGGCUCGGACCCUGGCUUGCUGUAGAAAUACCAGACUUAAUAGAAAAAGGAGUAGUCAAAUAUCAAGAAAAAAGUGAGGAAGCUAAGUAA
Molecule: messenger RNA, 510 nt
Organism: Leptosia nina
Lineage: Eukaryota; Metazoa; Arthropoda; Insecta; Lepidoptera; Pieridae
Source: the annotation of a GenBank genome assembly